Messenger RNA from Aureobasidium vineae, 727 nucleotides. The record is from the annotation of a GenBank genome assembly. NCBI's taxonomy places the organism in Eukaryota, Fungi, Ascomycota, Dothideomycetes, Dothideales, Saccotheciaceae.
ACAAUCCCACACAACCACCUCCACCAUGCGCGGCAAACGUUCAAAGCAAUAUCGCAAACUCAUGCACCAGUAUGAGCUCUCGUUCAACUUUCGCGUUCCUUACCAGGUCUUGAUCGACGCCGACAUGAUCAAGGACACCUUCCGUUUCAAGAUGAACCUACCUCUUUUCCUCGAACGUACUCUCCAUGGACAGGUCAAGCCGAUGAUCACCCAAUGCUCAAUACGCCACUUGUAUACCGCCGAAGCCCCUGAUACCGCCUCUAAGAACGCCUGGAUCGACACGGCAAAGUCUUUUGAGCGCCGUCGCUGCAACCACCACACUCUCGACGAACCUCUGUCCACAUUGGAAUGCUUAAAGUCCGUCGUCGACCCCAAGGACAGCAGCACCAACAAGAACCGUUAUGUUGUCGCCAGUCAGGACCAAAAAGUCAGAUCUGCCAUGCGCAAAAUCACUGGUGUACCACUCAUCUACGUCAACCGAAGUUCGAAGAAGCAGACGGCGAAAGAGGAGGUGGAGAAACAAGCAAUCAGGAAAGCCGCAAAGACAGACCCACAAGCUGCUGAAAAGGCACUGGACGCACAUGUCGCUGUCGAGUCGACGGAAAACGACGCCUCAGAAGCGGCAGGCAAGAAGAGGAGGCGCAGAAAGCACAAGACUGCUGGUGACUCGGCCGCUGACCAGGCUGACGCUCAUGAUGCUCCUGCUGUUGCCAUGGAGGUCGAUGCA